AUGACUACAUCUUCCAAGAAUACAAUUCCAACAGCAUCACAUGAACACACUACUGCUCGACCAUUUAAUUCUCGUAUCGUUCAAAACUUCGUCCUUAUAUGGUUACAUUCUCACAUCGACGAAUUGAAUAGCAAUGAUUUUCGUAAUUCAAUUGUUGAACUACAACGAGUUGUCAAUAGCAUCAAUACAUUUACCGAUAUUGAUCAAUGUAUCGAUUUUCUUACCGACAUCAAAGAAGAAAAAAUUCUGAUGAUUAUUUCAGAUGAACUUGGUCAAAAGUUUGUGCCUCUCGUGCACGAUAUAGCUCAAAUUAAUUCCAUUUAUAUCUUUUGUAAAAAUAAAACACAACAUAAACAAUGGACGCAGCAAUGGCCCAAAGUGAAGGAUAUAUUCUCUGCGAUUCCACCCAUCUGCCAAGCACUCAAAGCAGAUGCAUAAAAAUGUGACCAAGAUUUAGUUUCGAUCAGCUUUGUGUCAACAAAUAAUGGAAAUUUAAAUCAAGAUUUGGGUCAACUGGAUCCAACAUUUAUGUAUACACAGAUACUAAAAGAAAUUUUAUUGACAAUUAACUUUAAUGAGCAACAUAUUAAAGACUUUACCACCUACUAUCGCGAAAACUUUGCUGCUAAUGCUGUUCAAUUGAACAAUAUUGACAAAUUCGAAAGAGAUUAUGGUAAUCAUUGGCCCAUCUGGUGGUAUACUCACGAAUGCUGUCUUUACUCAGUGCUCAACCGAGCUUUACGCCUGAUGGAAAUAGAUACUAUUAUCAAAAUGGGCUUCUUCAUUCAUGAUCUUCAUCAUCAAAUCGUACAACUACACUCGGAACAAUUUAGUAAGCACCGUCAAUUGGAACCAUUUACUAUCUUUCGAGGUCAAGGCAUACCUAAGGCAGAGUUUGACAAAUUGUUGAAAACACAAGGUGGAUUGAUCUCAUUUAACAAUUUUUUGUCUACGAGCAAAGAUUUAAGUGUAGCUCACGGCUUCGCUAGUAGUUCUCUUGCUAAUCCAGCCUCAGUGGG
Rotaria sordida is the source of this 1019-nucleotide messenger RNA. Lineage: Eukaryota; Metazoa; Rotifera; Eurotatoria; Philodinida; Philodinidae. The record is from the annotation of a GenBank genome assembly.